Molecule: messenger RNA, 1061 nt
Organism: Falco peregrinus (peregrine falcon)
Lineage: Eukaryota; Metazoa; Chordata; Aves; Falconiformes; Falconidae
Gene: WDR83
Product: WD repeat domain 83
Exons: 9
Coding region: 28-981 (317 amino acids)
Biological process (GO): mRNA splicing, via spliceosome
Cellular component (GO): catalytic step 2 spliceosome
Molecular function (GO): protein binding
Source: RefSeq, a predicted model, not a curated record
GGUGCCGGUCCCGGUGCCGGCCACGCCAUGGCCUUCCCGCGGCCCCGGCCCCCCCGCCCCGAGCUGCCGCGGCGGCGGGUGCGGACACUGCAGUGCGGGCAGGGCGCGGUGCGGGCCGUGCGCUUCAACGUGGAUGGGAACUACUGCAUGACCUGUGGCAGCGACAAGUCCCUGAAGCUGUGGAACCCGCACAGGGGCACGGCGCUGCGCACCUACCAGGGGCACGGCUACGAGGUGCUGGAUGCUGCCGGCUCCUUCGACAACAGCCAGCUCUGCUCCUGCGGGGCCGACAAGACCGUGGCACUGUGGGACGUGGCCACCGGGCAAGUGGUCCGCAAGUACCGGGGCCACGCGGGGAAAGUGAACUGCGUCCAGUUCAAUGAGGAAGCCACCAUCAUAGUGUCCGGCUCUAUCGACUCCACCGUCCGGUGCUGGGACUGCCGCUCCCGCCGCCCCGACCCCGUCCAAGUCCUGGAUGAGGCCAAGGAUGGCGUCUCCAGCGUGAAGGUCUCCGAUCACGAGAUCCUCUCGGGCUCUGUGGAUGGCCGUGUCCGACGCUAUGACCUGCGCGCCGGCCAGCUCUACUGCGACUACAUUGGGAGCCCCAUCACCAGCGUGUGCUUCAGCAAGGACGGGCAGUGCACCCUGGCCGCCAGCCUCGACUCUACCCUGCGCCUACUGGACAAGGAGACAGGGGAGCUGCUGGGCGAGUACACGGGCCACCGCAGCACGGCGUACCGGCUGGACUGCGUGCUAAGCGAGCAGGACACCCACGUGGGCAGUGCCUCUGAGGAUGGCAGCGUCUACUUCUGGGACCUCGUGGAGGGCUCGCUGGCGCUCAGCCUGGAGGUGGGCCGCGGCGUGGUGCAGUCACUUGCCUUCCACCCCACCCUGCCCUGCCUGCUCGCCGCCACCGAGGGCCACAUCCAGCUCUGGCGCGAGGAGACCUUCCAGCCCGAGGGGGACAAUACCGCCACGUGACACGGUUUGGGUGGGGGGCACCCGGCAUGCCCAUCCGCAUCCCCCCACUAACAAGGAAUAAACCCCCCCAGUGUGGAGAA